Messenger RNA from Cornus florida, 1428 nucleotides. Its product is annotated as probable UDP-arabinopyranose mutase 2. The coding region runs from base 144 to 1214 and encodes 356 amino acids. Lineage: Eukaryota; Viridiplantae; Streptophyta; Magnoliopsida; Cornales; Cornaceae. Gene Ontology annotation, cellular component: cytosol; Golgi apparatus. Gene Ontology annotation, biological process: plant-type cell wall biogenesis; UDP-L-arabinose metabolic process. Gene Ontology annotation, molecular function: UDP-arabinopyranose mutase activity. The transcript is spliced from 4 exons. The record is from RefSeq and is a predicted model, not a curated record.
GGCGUUCCAUAUAAAUCGCUGUUAGAGUUCUUGAACAAUUCUUCAACCAUAACGUAUCCACUAUUUAUAACCCUCACAAAACACUCCCUCCUCUUCAACCUCCAAACCCUGCAACUCUCUCUCUAGUUUUUUCUCUCUCUACAAUGGCUGCCUCGACCCCCCUCCUAAAGGAUGAACUAGAUAUAGUCAUACCGACUAUCAGAAACCUCGAUUUUCUCGAGAUGUGGAGACCCUUCUUCCAACCCUAUCAUCUGAUCAUCGUCCAGGACGGUGAUCCUUCGAAGACCAUCGGAGUCCCAGAAGGGUUCGAUUACGAGCUCUACAAUCGAAAUGACAUUAACAAAAUUCUGGGUCCGAAGGCUUCGUGCAUUUCGUUCAAGGACUCUGCCUGUCGCUGCUUUGGGUACAUGGUGUCAAAGAAGAAGUAUAUCUUCACAAUUGAUGAUGAUUGCUUUGUUGCUAAAGACCCAUCCGGGGAAGACAUAAAUGCCCUUGCACAGCAUAUUCAGAACAUUCUUGCUCCAUCAACUCCCUAUUUCUUCAACACCCUUUAUGACCCUUUUACGGAGGGUGCAGAUUUCGUCCGUGGAUACCCUUUCUCCUUGCGCCAGGGUGUUCCAACUGCUGUUUCCCAUGGCUUGUGGCUCAACAUCCCAGAUUAUGAUGCUCCUACACAGCUUGUGAAGCCUCGUGAGAGGAACACCAGGUAUGUGAAUGCGGUUAUGACAAUUCCGAAGGGAACCCUGUUCCCCAUGUGUGGUAUGAAUCUGGCAUUCGACCGUGAGCUCAUUGGCCCUGCAAUGUACUUUGGACUUAUGGGUGAUGGUCAGCCAAUCGGGCGAUAUGAUGAUAUGUGGGCUGGCUGGUGCACCAAGGUGAUAUGCGAUCAUUUGGGAUUGGGAAUCAAGACAGGGUUACCCUACAUUUGGCACAGCAAAGCGAGCAAUCCGUUUGUGAACCUAAAGAAGGAGUACAAGGGCAUCUUCUGGCAAGAAGAAAUCAUCCCAUUCUUCCAAGCAGCCACCCUUUCGAAAGACUCCACCACUGUUCAACAGUGCUACAUUGAGUUGUCGAAGCAGGUUAAGGAGAAGCUUUCGAAAGUGGACCCUUACUUUGACAAGCUAGCUGAUGCCAUGGUCACAUGGAUUGAAGCUUGGGAUGAGCUCAACCCAGCUAAAGAAUCUGCAGAACUACCCAACGGUUCGGCCAAGUGAAAAUUUUGAUCGACAGUACCUUCCUUUGAUUUUAUAGAGCUAUGGAUUCAAUAGUUUUCGUAUCUUUAUUUCAUUAUAUUUCUCAAGCUUAUCUUUAUUUCAUUAUAUUUCUCAAGCUUAUUUGAUCAUUACUUGAGUUUGACUAUUGGUGGAUUUAAUAACUUAUUAUUUAAAUUUUAUGAGCAUGAAAUGGCAGAUAUAGUUUUUUGAAUCA